Molecule: messenger RNA, 7296 nt
Organism: Oncorhynchus masou masou (cherry salmon)
Lineage: Eukaryota; Metazoa; Chordata; Actinopteri; Salmoniformes; Salmonidae
Gene: dlgap1b
Product: discs, large (Drosophila) homolog-associated protein 1b
Exons: 13
Coding region: 313-3366 (1017 amino acids)
Biological process (GO): signaling
Cellular component (GO): postsynaptic specialization; glutamatergic synapse
Molecular function (GO): molecular adaptor activity
Source: RefSeq, a predicted model, not a curated record
GCCUACAAACUGGGACUUGACAAACAAACAGUGGAGCUCCUAUGUCUCCAGUCGAGAUUUCAUUAGGAGAAGAUAAAGCUAAUAUUCAAAGGUGGCGAAUUGUUUAGGAUUAUAACCAGGAAGUGCUUGCUGUUUUCUAUCAACGCACUUUAAGACCUGCCCGCUUGCAUGGAGGACAACAGGCUUGGAUUUAAGGACUGGCGAGACAUUGUGUGGAAGAGGAGACAAUAAAGUGGAGCUUAUUUUAGCGCCCCUCCGGGUUCCGGACAUCCUCCGCAGCAGUUAGAUGUGUCUGUACACUGAUCUGUGACAAUGACAAUGAAAGGCUUGUCGAGUAGCCGGAGACACCAUCACACAGUGACCUGUGACCCCUCCUAUGACUCCAUGACCCUGGGGCGCCAAACCCGGCCCUACCUGCUGAACCCAGGCGAUGCCCACCCGGCCGACCACCCGUACUAUGCCCAGCGAAGCUCCUUCCAGUCUGAGUGCGGGCCCUACCCUGACCUGGCUAGCAGCACCUUCCCCCGAAGACAAUACAGCUCCCACCACGAACUGAAGGAUGAGUGUGCUGUGGUGCCUUACACCGGAGGCCAAGGGGGAAGCAUUAAGGGGGGCGGUGGUGGUGGAGGAGGAGGAGGAAGCAACAACCGAAUUCCACCAAAUCUUCUGGAGCAGUUUGAGCGGCAGGCGCCGGUGCGGCACGACGGCUACCACACGCUGCAGUACAAGCGCACAGCGGUGGAGCACCAGCGCAGCGACAGCCCCGGAAGGAUCCGCCAUCUUGUCCACUCCGUCCAGAAACUCUUCACCAAGUCCCACUCCCUGGAGGGCCCAUCGGGGGGCAGGGUGAACGGGGGCAAGGCCAGCCCCGACGACCCGCCCUCCAAUUCAGGCACCCUGAAGCACAGCAGCAAGCGCAGCAAGAGCAAAGACCGCAGUAGGUCGGAGCCCAAGAUGCGCUCGGCCAUCUCAGGCUACUGGAGCUCGGACGACACCCUGGACCGUGAGAUGUGCCUGUACCAUCACCACAGCCCCAGCCCGGGAGGCAUGCCCUCUGGGGUGAUGACCAUGGGCCGCCACCCAGAGAAGUCCCAGUCACAGUACUUCAUGGAGCAGUACAACACCAUCAGCGCCCACUCGCUGAAGACGUCGCGGAGCAACAAUGACGUCAAGUGUUCUACGUGCGCCGGCUUGCCAGGACUGGGCACGGGCACGGGCAUGGACGGAACUGGCCAGCUGCUGAAGAAGAGCUCUUGGUCAUCCACACUGACGGUCAGCAGGGCAAGGGAGGUCUACCAGAAGGCAUCGGUCAACCUGGACAAAGCCCUUGUCAAGGCUGAGACCUGCCAGCAGGGGGGCCUCCCAACCUUUCAAUUCCUCCAGGUGCCCCAGGACGAGUGGAGUGGGGGAUUCUCGCCCCUGGGGAAGGAUGAGGAGAUCCCAUGUCGGCGGAUGCGCAGCGGCAGCUACAUCAAGGCCAUGGCAGAAGAAGACAGCGGGGACUCAGACUGCAGCCCCAAGCCCUCGCCAAAGGUGCAGGCACGCCGGGCCAGCUACCUGAAGGCCACACAGCCAUCGCUCACCGAGAUGACCACCCUCAAGAUCUCCACUGACUCGCAUUCUCCCAAGUUGCAGAUCCGGAGCCACAGCUACCUGCGGGCGGUGAGUGAGGUUUCCAUCAAUAGAAGCCUGGACAGCUUGGACCCGGCAGGGCUCCUGGCCUCGCCCAAAUUCCGCUCGCGAAAUGAGAGCUACAUGAGAGCCAUGAGCACCAUCAGCCAGGUGAGCGAGUUGGAGGUAAACGGGCAGAUCGAAGCAGUGUGCGAGUCCGUCUUCAGUGAGAUGGAGUCCCAGGCGGUGGAUGCCCUGGACCUCCCCAUGUCGGGCUGCUUCCGUAUGCGAAGCCAUAGCUACGUCCGUGCAAUCGAGAAGGGUUCUUGCUCCCAAGAUGAGGAGGGCAUGGUGGGGGGCAACAUGAGGGCUAUCCCACCCCCCCGGACGACCACCACCGUUAGGACCAUCCAGAGCAGCACAGUGUCAUCAUGCAUCACCACGUACAAGAAGAUGCCUCCGCCGGUACCGCCGCGCACAACCCCGCCCAAGCCCUUUAUCUCCAUCACGGCCCAGAGCAGCACCGAGUCGGCCCAGGACACCUACAUGGACGGGGGGUCAGGCCCCCGGACCCACAUCAGCACCUCCCAGCCCGGCCUGUCCAACUCCAGAGAGAGCAUCGACAGUAUGAAGGCCCUGACGGCAGCCAUCGAGGCAGCUAAUGCCCAAGUCCACGGUCCAGCCAGCCAGCAUGUCACCAACAGCACCAUCACCGCCACCAACAUUGCCUCCACCAACAUCAAGAGAGACACCCUACGGAAGUGCCUCUCCAUAGGGAUACAGGUGGAUGGACCAGAGGAGGUUGGGGGGACAGAGGAGCACUCCAAGUUCCAGUCAGUAGGCAUCCAGGUGGAAGAGGAGAGAUGUUACCGCAGGAUGACCAGGUCCAACAGUGUGACCAUGGCGGUCCAAGCCGACCUAGACGACCCUGACUACUGUCCCGUUGACGCCUCAGAGAUGGUGAUACGCCACUCGGCCACCAUGCCCCGCCAGUACUCCCGGGAUGCCGCCACCUCUACCGUCUCCAUCCAGGGCUCAGGCAACCACUACCACGCCCUGACCGUGGAGGAGUACGGCGAAGUGGGUUUGGACCCAUCCAUCCUGCCCCCGCCAGACCCCUGGAUGGACCAGGUGGAAGACCCCAUGGAGGUGGUGGUGGGGGGACGGGGGUUGAUGUGUUCCAGGGACGGGAGGUGGUUCCUGAAGCUUCUUCAAGCCGAGAUGGAGCGCAUGGAGGGCUGGUGCCGGCAGAUGGAGCAGGACGAGAUGGAGAACGAGCUGCCGGAGGAGAUACUGGGGAAGAUCCGUAGUGCAAUAGGGAGUGCCCAGCUGCUCAUGUCUCAGAAGUUCCAGCAGUUUCGGGAGCUGUGUAAGGAUAAUCAGAACCCCAAUUCCCACCCGAGGCCCAGUUCCCAGGACCUAGCAGGCUUCUGGGACAUGCUGCAGCUGUCCAUCGAGAACAUCAGCCUGAAAUUUGAUGAGCUCCACCAACUCAAAGCCAACAACUGGAAACCCCUGGACCCCCCAGAGAUAAAGGAGAGAAGGUUUGCCCCUCCAGUGCCAAAGAAGCCCCACAAGGGCCACCCUCCCCUGGCCAGAGACCGUUCUCUGGAGAGCUCCGAGAGACAGCGGCUGGAGGCUCGCAAACGCCUGCUGGCCGCCAAGCGGGCACUCUCGGUCCGACAGAGCUCGGUCACCGAGAGAGCAGCAGACAGUAUCGAGAUCUACAUCCCAGAGGCCCAGACCAGAUUAUGAGACACACACAGACAAAGACUCACACACACACACACACACACACAAAAACUGACACACCUUCAAAGGUACACGCACACACUCACACCGAGUGACACUGUCAAGACACUCAUCUGCACUGAAUGGCGAGGAUAGGGUGCUUGUAAUAUAAUCACAUUUAUCGACUUCCACAAAAACGGUCACAGCAGCCGGUGGAGUGAGAAUAUUGUAUAUUUAUUAACUUUUCCUCUUCUCUCCAUUUGAACCUCUCCUUGAACUUUCAGCUUUUCGUGUAGCUCCCCCCACUCCUUACACCCAAAGAUGUUUCUUCUUGUGAUGGCAACUCUUCCUACCGAUGUUCCACCAACCAAAAGGCCUGUUGUCACCCAAACAGGUAUACCAGUACCGCGGUAUUGAUGCAUAAUGUAUAAUUUGUUUGAUUCAUUGGAACAGAAGGGCGGUUAGGGAGGGAGGGGAAGUGUACUAGUGGGUAUAGACCAAGCGCUGUCAAGGCAUACUAGCUAAUCCUGUUGGGUGUCAGACAGCCUGAGACAGUGGCUUGUGUCCCACAUGACACCCUAUUCCUUAAAUAGUCCACUACUUUUGUGAAUUACCUAGUCAAAAGUAGUGCACCACAUAGAAAACAGGGUGCCAUUUGGAAUUCAGGCCAGCCGCUCUCCUCUGGUGACCCUGGGGGAGGCUGUUAUUGUGACUCACAACACAAUGACAGCAGACAAUAGAGAAACCCAGUCUCUACUCCCCUGUUAGAUGCUACUGUCACAGGAUUUAUUACACACACAUACACACAUGUGCAAGCACACGCACUCACUCACACACACACACACACACUGUUCUCGAGAGAGGCAAUUGACCUAAACCUGUUUGAGUAGUUAGGAGAGAACACCUGAGACAUAUCUAAGACCUUCUGGAGACACAGUACAAGGCAUCAAGACAUCUAUGUAGCAGCGACCAUUGCAACUGUCAGUUUUAAAUGAAUUUAGGAGUCAAUUCGAUGUGAGUUGACUCAGUCAUGCGUUGACGUCAAUGGGAGACUAAGUACAAAUGUCACUUAAGUAUAACUUAGGAUUCGCCUCUUAUUAUUGAAAUCCAGGCAACAGCAGAUCUAUAUCUCUUGGCAUUAAAAUCACACACAAAAACCAAAUUUUUGUCGAAGAAACAAUGAUUGGUCUUGAUGCAACGAUUUUACUCCAACACCUAUGAACACCUAGAUGUUCUAUUGGAGCCACUUACUUUUAUCACUCCUUGUUUUGUUAUUGCAUGUCAAACCGCAAAGCCGAGAGACUUUGUGCAGUCACUGGAUCAACACAGUCGGAAGGUGUUCGAUGUAGACAAUAAUAUCAAUGUGCAAAAAUGACUUCGAAUUGUAAAAUCCAAAUCUUUUAUAAAAUGGGAUUUGGGUAAAAGGAGUAGCGUAGUGAUUGCUAGUACUUACCAAUAAUCAAUACUGGUCUUUGUAGAGUAACCCCAAAAAAUAACUCAAAAACAAGAAAGCCGGUAUGUGUCGGACAAUUACACUAUUCUUUGUGUUUCUCCAAAUGCAGUCUGUCCAGUUGGAGGAACAGUGGCUUGAUUCUGCUGCACUCUAUGUCUGACCUUUAUGGGUUAUAGAUCACAGGGUCACGUCAAACUGUCUACCCCCAGAUGUGGUAGGAUUCUGGGGUCCGACAGCACCAAUCCUGUCUGGCAGUCAGGUAUGGAGUUAGGUGGGCUCAUGACAAGCUCUCAGAGAGAGGUCAGUGCUACGAAAUCAGGGUCUGCCAGAAACAAAAGUGGGGUGUGUGUGUGUGUGUGUGUGUGUGUGUGUGUGUGUGUGUGUGUGUGUGUGUGUGUGUGUGUGUGUGUGUGUGUGUGUGUGUGUGUGUGUGUGUGUGUGUGUGCGUGUGCGUGUGUGUGUGUGUGCGCGCCCGUGCGUAUGUGUGUAUGGGAGGAUAUGUGUUUCUGAAGUGCUUCCUAUUUUUCAAGGUCUAAACGGGCCUUUCUUUUCACUAUGUACAGUAUGUGUCCCAAAUGGCACCCUUUUGCCUAUAUAAUUCACUACUUUUGACCAGGGCUCAUAGGGCUCUGGUCAAAAGUAAUGCACUAUGUAGGGAACAGGGUACCAUUUGGGGGGCAGCCUGUGACGAACGUAGCAGAAGCCACAUACUGUUAGUACUUUCCUAAACAGGCCCUGCUUACAUUUUCAACAGAGCGACUUAUGCCUGUACAAAGACAUUAACUGAAGAACAUAUUGCUACAUUAUACGCAUGCUGACACGAGCUAAUUGAUAUGUUGUCAUUUCAUUCUUGCAGUUUUUUACUUAUUUUACUCUGUUUAUCAUAUUGUGCUGAGAAUAUAAUUUGUCCCUAAGAAAAAAAAUCACCUAAUACUGAUGUUCCUUUACUUUAAGGCACCCUUUAUGAAGGAUGCCUUAAUGUAGUGUUUCCGUUGUUCUAUAUGACAAGGUAUUUUGUUAUUCUAUCAAAAAAGGGACAGUGGGAAUUAUUUUCUUCUUACAUCUAUGUACUGUCUCAGCAUCCAAGCUGACAUUCAACCAUUUGAAAGUGAUAUGAAAAUAAUAUAGGGUUUUAAGUUGAAUGGUGUUUUAUAUCCACUAUUUCUGUAUUAAUCCUCAGAAAAAGAUGAUUACUGUUUAUUAUUAAUAUUAUUAUUAUGCACUGAUAAGGCCCAUAUGCUGUGUUUAUUGAUUAUUAUGAUUCUCUUUUUCGCUCUAUGAAAUGAAAGACACCUUUUAUUCUGUUUCGGUAAUCAGCCUUAAUUUAUAAUGUGAUAGUCGAGCACAAAUCAGCCUCAGGGGAAGAAAAAUACAUUGUAUGUGUGUGUGUGUGGGGGGGGGAGUGUGUGUGUGUGUGUGUGUGUGUGUGUGUGUGUGUGUGUGUGUGUGUGUGUGUGUGUGUGUGUGUGUGUGUGUGUGUGUGUGUGUGUGUGUGUGUGUGUGUGAAAAGGCUUCAUCUCAUACAGUAAACAUACCCAGUCAACAGGGGGUGUGUCCCAAAUGGCACCUUAUUCCCUACACAGUGCACUACUUUAUACGGAAUAGGGUGCCAUUGGGGACGCACACCUGAACAUUACAGGUCUGCGGUUUAAAGGUUCAGAUCAACGUCUCAUGAUUGAUUCCUUCGUCAAAAGACAGUUGCUACGUCUUCUCUGCAACUCCAAUCAGUUUGCAUUUUCUUCAUAUGAAGUCAGCUACUCGUAUGGGUGAGACAAUCUUGAACUCACGGUCCUGGUUAUAAUCUUUUAAGGUGUGUGGGUAUUAUUAAGCUAUAUUGAAACUGGUUUGACAUAGCUAGCGUUUUGUGAAAUUGGGUAACUGUUACCAAACAAGGACAAAAUUCCUGCUAUCCACAUAUAUGAGAAACAUGUUCAUGAUCGAAGUUUAGAGGAAAGUCCAAUUUGAUUGUGAUGGAAGGCAUGUGACGAAGUAACUCUGCUGUAUGAUAUUUUUAUUUUUAGUAACAAUGUAUUUUAGAGAGAAUAUUGAGAAGGUAACAAUGGUUAUGUACCUUUUUGCCCAUUAGGUUUUAAGGUAAUUUAAUACAAAUUGUGAUGCUCUUUAUAUUUUUAUUUCACCUUUUUAUUAUAAUCAAUUCAAAUGUCAGUCAAAUUAUGACAUUAUUUAUGGUUAUUAUAGUAACAUAUCAAAACCCUGACAUUGCAGGGUGAUUACAGGAAGUGGUAAAGAAUGUUGGAUUGUGGGAGAUGCCAAACUCAAGACUUUAACCAAUCCUGGAGGAUGCUUAUGAUGUAGUCCAUAUAUAGUAGGCAUAAAACUAUUAAAAUGAACAUUUGUAAAUAAAUGAAUGUUUCCCUAUGUAAAAACAAUCAAAAAACAUAUUAGGCAGAUAUACAUUUUGUAAUUAAUGUUAUUACACUGUUGAUGUUAUGGCACGUGUAUGGAACUAGAUCAGCAUUAAAAACCUUGCCAUCAUCAUA